Carassius gibelio (silver crucian carp) is the source of this 2044-nucleotide messenger RNA. Its product is annotated as adenylate cyclase type 8-like. The record is from RefSeq and is a predicted model, not a curated record. The transcript has a single exon. Bases 958 to 1917 code for a protein of 319 amino acids. Lineage: Eukaryota; Metazoa; Chordata; Actinopteri; Cypriniformes; Cyprinidae. Gene Ontology annotation, biological process: adenylate cyclase-activating G protein-coupled receptor signaling pathway; cAMP biosynthetic process. Gene Ontology annotation, molecular function: adenylate cyclase activity.
CAUUCUGUGAAGAGGCAUAACAACAAUAUGUAGGAUGGAGAGAAUCAAAGGAAAGACUCUUUGAUGGAGCUUUCUCAAAGAGCAGCAAAAUGUACAAAGAAGCGAUGGGAAGUGUAUUAUCUAACAGGUAAGAAAAAUAAUUUUUAUUUCCAUUCUGUAACAUUAUGAUGUAUAACCUCUUUUGUAUAUUUAUGUAUUUUAUAGAUUUUUUUUCCCCUAAUGUAGGUUAUAAUAUUUUUCAGCCAAUUCUUUUAUUUGUGUAAAAUGAUUUAUUUGACCAAAUAACAGUAUUUAGAAUUUUAUAUAAGCAUUUAGCUUUUUUAAUCCAAAUCUAUUAUCUAGACACAUGUUAGGAAAAAACAAAAAACAUGUUAGCCCGAAUGCACUGUAAGUUGCUUUGGAUAAAAGCAUCUGCUAAAUGCAUAAAUGUAAAUGUAGAAACAAGUUAGCAAAAUACAUUUACUAUAAUAUUCAGCUUUAUGAAAUCUGUAAACUCAUCUAUGCUUUCUGAGGAAGAGCUGGUUUAAGUUGGGAUCACAGGUGUGGGUGGGAUGGGUUGUGUUGAGAUGGAGCCACACAGAAAGGGAUUGUUUACAGCAGAUAACAGUAUUAUGUAGCUCAGUGCUAAAUCUGGCACUCUCUUUUACCCACAUGGUGACAUCACAGGUCCUGUUUAACAGUCUGAUGGUGUCAACAAUGGGAUAAAAUGUUGUAACUUAUUUAACUAAUACAGUAAUCAACAAAAAAAAAAUCAAAUUUAAAAGGGUUUUAGAUUUCAUUUCAUAAGCAGAAAUGGAGUUCUUUCAGCUUCCUAGAAAAUACAAAUGAUGUGCUGUAAUAAGCUUUUUCUCUCUUUUCAGACGUGGAUGAGCCUUAAUCGGCCACCUCAACUUUGAAGGGAAAUUCAGCGAGUCCUUAACUCAUGGGUAAUGGUGGCGAGAUAAACCUGUAGAUUCCAUGGUAACAUUCAGCGACACGACUGACAUUCACAUGAUGCCUCCACCAUCUUAUAUACCCACUCCACAGUCACCAGGCUUGCGGCGCAAACAACUGCUGUGGCAAAACGCUGUGAAACACAUCAUUAGCCAACGGGGGCUGAGACAGCAGUUUGGUGUUGAGCCAGCCCGGAAAAUUCAUGUCACUGAUGCCUAUAUCGAGGAAAUCAACCGACAGAUCCGCUGCAAAGCAUCACGGGGUAUGACUAAACGGCGUUCCUCGGUUGCCAGAGUUCAUCCAUCCUUUUUUGGGGAACGUAGCUGUUCAUCCAGUACUCAAACAUCUGCGGACUAUGUCAGUGAUGCUGACUUUUUUGUGCACUGGGGCCACAUUAUCCACGGGGUGUAUGUGCCAACAUUGAGACACAUCUUCAAGUCCAAAGACCUUGAGAAACUCUACCAGCGCCAUUCCUCACAUACUAGAAGAACCUCAUUAGUUGUCACAAACAUUAUUGAUGCAGCUGCCAAACUGCACCUGCUUUUUCUCUACCUGGCCCUGGUGCCUGACGGUUCAGACAUACUGCUAGGCUGGUUUACGGGAUUUUUCAUGGCUUGUGCAAUUGCCCUGUGUAUUUUAGUACUCACCUGUAAACGGUCACACUCCCCAAGAUGGUUGCAUUACGCUGGUAUGGCUAGCUGGCUGUCACAGACUACUCAGGUGUUGGGUGGGUUGGCAUAUGGGUUGGAAAGAGACCAGUCCUGGUAUGUACUUUUCACCCUGUUUGCCACAUAUACUCUAUUGCCAUUGCCACUGCUCUGGGCUAUCGGAGCUGGCACACUCACCUCAAUACUUCAUCUCACUGCAGAGACUAUAUGUCACAUCAGCGAAGUGGGACUGCUAAGAAAGGUAGAGAUGGAUGGCUGGAUGGAUGAUAGAUAUAUGGAUGGGUCAAUGACCAAUUAUAUGAUGAUAGAUGUAUGAGUUUCUUGGCUUAUCAAGCAGAUCAUCUAGUUCUCUGUCACAUCUAUUUCCUUUCCCUUUCUUUUGUAAGAGAUUGGUUCUCAAUGGCCCUUUUGGUUUUUCUUUAGAUUCUCGCCAAUGCUUUACU